GCGGUCGUUGUCAAACUGAUGGCAUGCUUAAAUAUACAAUUGUAUAUAUAUUUUCUCUAUGGGAUUUUAACAUUAAUUUAACUUGCAAUUAAGUAACUAUGUACAUAUGUAAAUACAAUAGGCAUAUUCUUUAACAGUGAAAUGAACAACAGUAAAUUAAUGCGUCUUGUUUGACGUUGAAUAGGCUAAUAGUAGCUAUUACUGUGUUAUUGCUAUGCACAUUAAAGUAGUGCAAAAAAAAAAAAAAUUCAAAUACAAGUAAAACACCUGUAAAACAAAAUAAAACAAAGAAAUAUUCCUAAAAAUGUCUUCUUAUUCCACAAAUUGCUUCUGCAGUCAGUGGUCUAUUUUUAUGGUUUUUUUAAACUUGCCUCUGCUUUGAAAAAUAAAAUGGAUAUUGAAUCUGCCUUUUGCACAAAUUACCCAAUAAAGAAUGCAUUGGAAUCAAUAGUUUUAUGAUGUUGACCUUGUAUUCUAAUGUAUUUUUCAAAAUUGGCCAAAUGUGAGAGUUGCAAGUUAAUGCAAGUUCAUCUGAAUGUGAAUCGUUUUUUUUUUUCAAUAACACAUGGAUGAUGAAUUUCUUGGAUGAACGUUCUAUUCUGGAAUGUAAUGCUUUUCAUGCCGUUUUAAAGCAGUUUUCAAUAUAUACUGUCGUAAGUACUUCCUCAAAUUUCUAUGCAAUGCUAAAAGUGGAAAUUAUGUCAAUGUGUUGACAUUUAAAAAUGUUUAACUCUCAUCUUUUUUUUUUUCCAAACAGUAAAUCAACACAGAUUAACCGAUUACUUGGAAUAAGUUUUGCAAGUUUUGUUUUUUUUUACUUUGAAAAAAAUUGAGUGUAUAAAGUCUAAAUCAGUUUAUGAAUAGUUCAUUUACAGAUGCAGGAGAGAGUAAAUAGUGGCAUGCUGGCGUGUUCGAUCAUGACCUCCCAGUUGGCAGCUUAUCCAGCUCAAGCUGUUUGUAUGGAAAAGCCAACCAGCCAUCAUAGGGCGGUCCCGAGUUGAACACCCAAGCAGUCAUCAGAGGGGGUACAUUAUCCAACAUUCCCAGACUUUAACUUUUAAUGUAAUUUUAACCAGCAGCCUCCAGGAGAGAGAGAGUGUGCGUGGAUUACAGUAGGAUUGAUGUCCUGAGAUUAUUCAGCAUCUAAAUAAAACCCAGCACUGAGGAACUCAGUUUAUCUGACACUGAGCAGAGACUGGACUGUUACCUGUGAGCACAAUGACUGCGCUGUUUCACACAUUCCUGCUAUUUACAGUCAGUAUGGCUUCCCUGCAGCCACAGAGGUCUUCACGGAGCAAAAGGGGUUUGCUGGAACUAGCUGGCAUGAUCAAGUGCAGCACGGGACGAUCAGCUUUAAGUUACGUAAAGUAUGGAUGUUACUGUGGUCUUGGGGGUAAAGGGUGGCCCCGAGACAGAGCAGACUGGUGUUGCCACAAACAUGACUGCUGUUAUGAGGAUGCAGAAUUUGCAGGCUGUCAGACGAAAACGGACAGGUAUCAGUGGACGUGUGAAGAAGAGGAGGCUGACUGUGACAAGCUUAAUGACAGAUGUGCGAAAAUCCUUUGCCGGUGUGACAGGGAAGCAGCCAGAUGCUUUCGAGAGGCACCAUACAACCAAAAAUAUGCUCUGUGGCCAGAUUUCCUCUGUGGAUAUGUUCAUCCUACCUGCAACAUCUACUAAUGUCAUUUACUAAACAUUUGGUAGACAAAUCUUUUUGAGCUUGUAUUGUAUGUUUGAUGUUUAUUACAGACUUUAUUCUGUUCAAAUGAUUUCCAUUUUCUACAUAUUUUGUAUUUUAUAUUUGCAUAGCUGGCUUUCAAAAGUGAAUGGAUUAAAAUA
Molecule: messenger RNA, 1839 nt
Organism: Cyprinus carpio (common carp)
Lineage: Eukaryota; Metazoa; Chordata; Actinopteri; Cypriniformes; Cyprinidae
Product: phospholipase A2-like
Exons: 4
Coding region: 1219-1680 (153 amino acids)
Biological process (GO): phospholipid metabolic process; arachidonate secretion; lipid catabolic process
Molecular function (GO): calcium ion binding; phospholipid binding
Source: RefSeq, a predicted model, not a curated record